UUUACAGUUUUUUCAGAUCGAGCUGGAGGUGAUCCACUCCCGCUGGGCCAUGCUGGGCGCGCUCGGCUGCGUCUUCCCCGAGCUGCUCGCCCGCAACGGCGUCAAGUUCGGCGAGGCCGUCUGGUUCAAGGCCGGCUCCCAGAUCUUCAGCGAGGGCGGCCUGGACUACCUGGGCAACCCCAGCCUGAUCCACGCGCAGAGCAUCCUCGCCAUCUGGGCCGUCCAGGUCGUGCUCAUGGGCGCCGUCGAGGGCUACCGCGUUGCCGGCGGGCCGCUCGGCGAGGUCGUCGACCCGCUCUACCCAGGCGGCAGCUUCGACCCCCUCGGCCUGGCCGACGACCCCGAGGCCUUCGCCGAGCUCAAGGUGAAGGAGCUCAAGAACGGCCGCCUCGCCAUGUUCUCCAUGUUCGGCUUCUUCGUCCAGGCCAUCGUCACCGGCAAGGGCCCGCUCGAGAACCUCGCUGACCACCUGGCUGACCCAGUCAACAACAACGCCUGGGCCUACGCCACCAACUUCGUCCCCGGCAACUAAGCUCAUCAGCUGCUCAGUUGGUUAUGCAACUCCAUUGUCUUUUCGGAGAGGGCGUACGUGGAUUGAUUGAUGCUGCAAGUUAGCUGCAUGUGUGUCUCUUGUUUCACGUUGCAUUUCAGGGGGCAAGUCGAGAUGAUGAUGAGUUGGCGUUGUACACUAAGACGAACGAUGCUUGUGCAAUAGUAGUUGUGGUUUUGUUUCCCGGUGGUUAAUUAUUGAUUUGUCAGAUUAAGGUCAUCCAUUAA
Messenger RNA from Sorghum bicolor (sorghum), 777 nucleotides. Its product is annotated as chlorophyll a-b binding protein 2, chloroplastic. Gene Ontology annotation, biological process: photosynthesis, light harvesting in photosystem I; response to light stimulus. The coding region runs from base 50 to 532 and encodes 160 amino acids. Gene Ontology annotation, cellular component: chloroplast envelope; chloroplast thylakoid membrane; plastoglobule. The transcript has a single exon. NCBI's taxonomy places the organism in Eukaryota, Viridiplantae, Streptophyta, Magnoliopsida, Poales, Poaceae. The record is from RefSeq and is a predicted model, not a curated record.